Triticum aestivum (bread wheat) is the source of this 1748-nucleotide messenger RNA. RefSeq lists its product as uncharacterized. Lineage: Eukaryota; Viridiplantae; Streptophyta; Magnoliopsida; Poales; Poaceae. The transcript has 2 exons. The record is from RefSeq and is a predicted model, not a curated record. The coding region runs from base 162 to 1613 and encodes 483 amino acids.
CACGGCAUGCUCGGCCACGGCCUUGUACACGUUCUCUCCCUCACCCCCUUGUACCUCUGCAUGUAUAAAUACCCCUGUGAUAUGUGAAUACAAGUGUGCGAUGAGUUCAGUCAUUCAACUUGGUACCUGAGCAGUUCCGAUCCCAACCCCACGCUUCCGCCAUGAAUCGCCUGCUCCGCCGCUCCCGCUCCGCUGACCUCGACGCGGCGGCCAACCUCCCUCCUUUAGUUCCUCUUGCUGCCGUCCCACCCGCCCAUGCAGCUCCCGGCGCGGGCCUCCAUCCUCGGGCUCCGGCGCCCGCCCCGGUGCGCCACGGCAAUGUCGCACCCGCCGCGCCUGCGGCCGUUCGGGCGGCCCCUCCUGCGGCACCCCUUCACCACGGCGUCGGCCGUGAGCUCAUCCCCUGCCUCGACAACACGGGUGCACCGGCGCCGGCGCCAGCCGACGGUCUCCCUCCCACCAUCACGCACUUCCUGCGGUUCAAGCUCGACCUCGCCGUGGGUAACUACUCCAAAUGGCGCCACCUCUUCUAUUGUAUUCUCUGCAAGUACAAUGCGCAGCAGCAUGUAGAUGAAGACCGGGACCCCGCCCACGAGGAUGCAGUGUGGCGAAACGACGAUAUAACCAUCGUCUUGUGGAUGUCCUCCACGAUUUCUGAUGAGUUGUACGACGUCGUGGUGUCCCCUCCGAACAUUCCCACGGCGCACCAAAUCUGGCACACCCUCCAGCUGUUCUUCCUCGACAACCAGGCCGGUCGAGCGAUCCAUCUCUCGGCUGAGUUCCGCAGCACGGUGCAGGGGGACCUGACUGUGGCCGAGUACGCCCGCCGUCUACAGACGCUGGCGGCCGCGCUCGCCGACGUCGAGGAGCCCGUCACCGACCGCACCUUGACGCUCCAGUUCAUCCACGGCCUCAGUCGUCGGUUCCACGUGCUCGCAACGGUCUUGCCGUUGCAGGUGCCGUUCCCCAACUUCGCGCAGGCCCGGUCGCGCCUCCUUCUUGAGGAAAUCACACAGAACGAGCGCGCUCGGGCUGACGGGCGCUCGGACGGCGCCACCGCGCUCUCCAUCGGCAACACCUCUGGAGGCUCCUCCGGGGGCGCUCGCGGCGACCGCAACGUCUCCGGCAACCAGGCGGACAAGGGGAAGGCCCCCGCUGAGCCCUCCUCCGGCGGCGAUCGUGGUCGUGGCCGCGGGCGCGGGCGUGGUCGUGGCCGCGGGCACCCCGGCGCUAGCAGCAGCUCCACGGCUCCGGCAGGGCGCGGCUCUCCUCAGCAGCCGCUGGGCGCCCAUCCAUGGAUGGGGUACUUCGCCCCAUACGGGAGCCCCUUCCCACCUCCGCAGCAGCCGCGCGCGCCCUGGACCGCGCCCAACUCCGCCGGUGUCCUAGGGCCACGUCCUGGCCAGCACCAUCAGGUCUACAACGCCGGCGCGUCGAGCUCCUCCAACCCCGCCCCCUGGGACAACUACGCCGCCCUCCAUGCUGCCCUCAACAACAUCGCGCACCAGCAGCAGCACGGCUCCGGCGAGUGGUUCCUCGACACUGGAGCAACUUCCCACGUCACCGGUGAGACGGGACCUCAAAACCCGGCGCAUCCUAAUGACGUCCAGUAGCCAUGGAGACUUAUAUCCGUUCUUCAGCUCCAGUGCAGUCCAGCAGAUCCUCUCCGUCGAUGGCAGCUUGUGGCAUCAACGCCUUGGACAUCUUAGCAGUAGUUCCCUUUCAGUCUUAGCUAAAACUUUUCUUCA